Suillus fuscotomentosus is the source of this 2100-nucleotide messenger RNA. RefSeq lists its product as uncharacterized. Gene Ontology annotation, molecular function: GTP binding. Lineage: Eukaryota; Fungi; Basidiomycota; Agaricomycetes; Boletales; Suillaceae. The transcript has 20 exons. The coding region runs from base 1 to 2100 and encodes 699 amino acids. The record is from RefSeq and is a predicted model, not a curated record.
AUGGCUAGUAAUGCUACAACCGUUUGGUGCCCCAUCUCUGGUAUCACCGUCGAUUUCAGCGAGUCGAGAACGGAUAUAGAGUUUGCUGAAGUAUUGAUUGGCAAUGAUUUCCGUUUGCCGAUUAGACGCCGAGCAGGAAGGAGUUGGCGAGAGACAUUUUCUGAGACCAUAGUGCUUUCUCGUUCGGAUGCGUUUUUCUUACGCAUAUCGUACAAGGAACAUUUUAAAACCGAAUUGAAGCAUGAAGACAUUCAUUUCGACCUGGAUGACACGUUCCGCGCGUAUAGCGCAGGCGAAGGACAAGCAUACAUAAAGUGGCACGGAAAAAUUAGGAUCGUCGUCGACCUUUCCGAGAAUACUUCAACUGAAAUUAAGCUCCUGCCUACCACUUCCCGAAUGUUUGAGCGCUGUCCUCGGUUGACGCUCCCAAGAUUCCGAAUUCUGGUGAUAGGAAAGACUGGCGUUGGCAAGUCGUCACUGAUCGAGCACGUUUUUGGAGUAGGUGCAAAAACGACCGUUGCGCACGAUGAGCCAGGCGAGGCGAUCAUCGACCAUGAGUUUAUCUCACCGCAGAACGACAAGUUUAUUGUCCAUGAUAGCAAAGGUUUCGAACCAGGGAAAGAAGACAACCUCAAUCUUGUCCGAGAUUUUAUUCAACGUCGGAGAGCAAUGCCUGAUUUGAAAGAUCAGUUGCACGCUGUUUGGCUUUGUUUUCAGAUACCUUUUGCAGGCGGACGUUUCCUAGAGACGGGGACCGAGAAAUUCCUGACAUGGAAACGUGAUGGAACCCUGGGAGACAUUCCCGUUAUCGUGGUUCUUACUAAAUAUGAUGUGCUCGUUAAUCAGAUGGAGCUAGAACUAGAUGAAACCUCCAUCGAUGGAUUGAGCGACGAAGAGAUAAAGGAACUCGCCAAGACAGAAGCAGAUAUCGAGAUUCGCGUUAAUUGCAUUAAACCUCUGAAGCGAUUUGCGGGGUCUGAUAUUCCCCAUGCUAUAAUCUCUACCAAAGCUGACUACAAGGAGACCCUCGCCAGCCUGAUCCAAACAACUGAAAAAUAUGUCGGCCAGCAUUCUACGCCCGAGGCUGCGGUGAUGACCUCCAUUGCUCAGCGGGUCCAUUCUGGACUCAAAAUAGAGGCAUUGAUUAAUUUCGCGUUGAUGAUUAGAUAUUGGAAGGUGCUUGGAUCAUGCCCAUUAUUCAAGAACCGCAAGAUGCGGGAUUGUCUGGAUGUGCUUCACACUGACAUAGUCGAUGUCUGGAACUUCCGUGACCCUCAAAAGUACUUGCGCAGUCCAGACUUCAAGGCAAUGAUAAUAAACAUGGUCGAUGGGAUACAAGUUGAACUGACAGCUGAUCCCACCAAGACCAUAGUUACUGGGCUCACCGUGCUUGGCACUCUCACAACCAUCGUGUCCGCCCUGGCGGCACAUGCGGUUCCCAUCGUGGUACCAAUCGUAGCAAGUGGCGUACUUGCUGCAUGGGCUCAAGAUGUAUACCAAACAUCCGACGUGGUGCUUCGGCGCUUCAUGACCUACAUCAUCCAUCUAACGCUUGUGUUGCAGACACUGUUUAUCGUGUCAGAAAGCCAAGGACUUACUCGUAGGGCCAUCAAACUCGCAGUCAAAUCCUACUCCGACUCUGGAAUGGGCGAAGAAGUUGUUAUUCGGAUUCAGGAUCAUAUUCGGCAAUUGACUUUUCUGGACCACGCGGAUAGGGAUACCGUGAACAAGAUCGAAGAGGUGAUACAGUUUUAUAAGAUCGAUGAGGCAGAAAUGUCCAAGCUUCGGGUAAAGCGCCCUACUGGAGCCCUCCAACGUGCCAAGCACGAAUACAUUGCCAUCCGAUUUGUCCCUCAAGCGGCAUAUGAGCGCGCCACUUCUUUGAACAUUUCUCCGCAGUCUGAUGUCGUGACUCGCGUAUGCAUGUUGUUCGAAAAGAACGACGUUGCUUGGUGGGCGGAUGUAGUCGGAGUUGAUCCUACAAGAGCUGGUGAUGUGACUUUGUUCAGGGUGUACAUUGGAAUCCGGGGGCGGGGUGGAGGUUCUCAUUUGAUAUUCUACCGGACAAAUUUGUUUUUUGCAUCCCACGAGAACAAUUGA